This is a messenger RNA of Vollenhovia emeryi, 1411 nucleotides long. RefSeq lists its product as uncharacterized. The coding region runs from base 1 to 1296 and encodes 431 amino acids. The record is from RefSeq and is a predicted model, not a curated record. Lineage: Eukaryota; Metazoa; Arthropoda; Insecta; Hymenoptera; Formicidae. The transcript has 4 exons.
AUGCCGAAAGUGAAGAAGAAAGUGAAGAAUAAAAACAUUACAUGUGACAGAAAAUCACAAUUAACUCAGCAUGUUUCAACAUCCACACAUAAAAUGAAUGUGUUACAUUUAGAAAAUAAUGAAGAAAGUAAUAAAUCAAUUGAAGAAAUGCAGCAUUCAAAACAUAACAAUAAUUUUCAUUUCGAUCUAUACAAAGCUAUGAUUGCUGUUAAAAUGCCUUGGCGUUGUCUUGACAAUGAGACAUGGAGAAAUUUCCUCGUUAAAUACACACGUCAACAAAUUCCAAAUGAGUCAACUUUGCGGAAAAAUUAUUUGGAUGUCUGCUACAAUUCGGUUAUCGAAAAUAUUAGGUCGGAUAUUAAUGAGCAUUAUAUUUGGAUAUCUGUAGACGAAACCACAGAUAAACUCGGUCGUCAAGUCGCAAAUUUAAUAGUCGGUAAACUGUGUGACGAACCUACUAAACCUCAUCUACUUUCAUCUCAAGUCCUGGAGAAAACCAAUCAUGCCACUAUUGCUCGCUUUAUAAAUUCAAAUAUAAAAAUCUUGUGGCCAAAAGAGUUCCACGAAGAACGAGUUUUAUUACUUGUAACAGAUGCAGCUGCAUAUAUGUUAAAAGCUGGAAGAGAUCUUAAAAUCUUCUAUCCAAACAUUAUUCACCUAACAUGUUUGGUACAUGGAUUCAAUAGAGUGGCUGAAAAAGUUCGUCUUCACUUUCCUCUCGUUAACACUUUAAUCUCUUCAGUAAAAAAAAUAUUUCUAAAAGCUCCGCUUCGUAUAGAAGAAUACCGAGCAAAAUUAAUAAAUGUUCCAUUACCACCUGAACCAAUUUUGACAAGAUGGGGAACGUGGCUUGAAGCUGCACUUUUUUAUGCAGAUAAUUUAGCCGGUAUUCGAGAAGUUAUUGAAUCUUUCAAUUCAGAAGACGCUAUGUCGAUUAUUUCAGCGAAGAAUGUACUUCAAAAUCCACAGCUUGUCAAAGAUUUAUGUUAUAUUGAAACAUAUUUCAAAAAUCUUCCAAAAGUAAUGACAAAACUGGAAUCAGUAGGAUUACCUUUAACCGAAUCGAUUGAAAUAGUAAGGUCGUGUAUUGAAGAUUUCAAAGCGAUUCCAGGAUCUUGUGGACAAAUAGUUUCAGAAAAAAUACAGCAGAUUCUAAAUAAAAAUCCUGGAGUGAAGGAAAUAUUUAGAGUUAGUGACGUAUUAAAAUACACGCCUAAUUCUGAAAGUCCUGAAGAGAUUCCAUCUUCUUUAUGGAGCAAAUACUCGUAUAAAUAUGCUCCCGUUACAUCCCUGUGAUGUUGAAAGAUCAUUCUCUGCUUAUAAAUUAAUUCUAUCAGAGAAAAGGCAUAAUUUCACUCCAGCUAAUCUUGAAAAAAAUCUUAUUAUUUAUUGUCAUUUAAAUUACAAUCAA